This is a messenger RNA of Botrytis cinerea B05.10, 1275 nucleotides long. RefSeq lists its product as hypothetical. Gene Ontology annotation, molecular function: hydrolase activity. The record is from RefSeq and is a predicted model, not a curated record. The coding region runs from base 103 to 1095 and encodes 330 amino acids. Lineage: Eukaryota; Fungi; Ascomycota; Leotiomycetes; Helotiales; Sclerotiniaceae. The transcript is spliced from 3 exons.
GGCCUCCCGCCCGCCGCCAAGCUUCAGUGCCCAAAUAUGAUCCAUACAUUCCCUUGUUGACAGAACAACAUUAUCCUACAAAUAUCCAGAACGACGUACAAUAUGGCCGAAGAAACUGCUACCAAAGCUCCAGAGAGCGAUGCUAUGGAGGACUCAAAAGAGGUUCCUCAAGUCGAACCAAGCCCAAUUCCAGGAGAUACUCCAGCGCAAAGCGGUGCGAGUUUGGGUGAGCAUUGUGUAAAGGAUAGGCCAACACCUGCCGGACAAAAUUCAUCUGGAGAAACUACACAACUUGGAGGUGUCGACGUUUACAUUUCCAAGCCCAGCGAAUAUCCUCAUGCACCAUCGAAACUCUUACUACUUCUUACGGGCGCUACAGGCAUGCAUUCGGUCAAUAAUCAAAUCCAAGCCGAUAAAUUCGCUGGUGAAGGUUUCCUCGUUAUCAUGCCCGAUAUGUUCCAUAACGAUCCAUUACCUGGUUCCGUAACCUAUGCAGAAGAUAAGGAUCCUUCUUUGAUUGAAAAGUUGAAGAUGCACGCCGCAGAGGCAGCAAAGAGUUUCUUGGCAGAUAUGUGGCUCGCAAGACAAACACCCGAAAAGAUUCUACCUAUUAUCCACAAAGUUAUCGAAGCCGCAAAGGAUGAAUUCGCAGAUGCAGUAGCGAAUGGAGGAGGCGUCUAUUCUGUUGGGUAUUGCUUAGGUGGAAGAAUGACUCUGUUACUUGCAGGCGAGAAAUCAGACGCCGUUCACUGGGGUCAACAACCGGCGAAAGACGAGGAAGCCGCCGUUGAAAAGAAAGGGCCGUACAUCAAGGCCGGCGCAAUCGCUCACGCAACAUUAGUCGGCAAGGAGGAUUGGGAAGGAACCAAAGUUCCACUGGCAUUUAUUUGUGUCGAGGAUGACCAAUUGUUUUCCGAAGAAGUUCAAGAGGUUGGGAAGACGUACUUGAAUGAGAACAACAUCGAACAUGAAUUUAAGACAUAUUCGGGAGUUCCUCAUGGGUUUGCCGUAUUUGGUGAUUACGAGCAAUUGAACAUCAAGCAAGCACAAGCUGAGGCGUACGAUCAAAUUUUGGCAUGGUUGAAAGCACAUUAAGUUUCCUUUGCUCGGCGUAUAUGAAGGUGUUUGGUGUUGCCGAUGACGGCUUGCUGUUACGAGCCAUGGCUCAAGGUUUUGACUUAAGUUUUAGGAUGGUAACACAUCACAAUGUUUACGAAGCAACUCAGUAAAGUAUGCUAUGAAAUCAAAUUAUGUUGCGCAUUAUAUUUUGUGUCA